AUGUGGUCAAUGUGGCUGUUGGCGCCCUACGCGUCGUUCCUUCUUUUCGCUUCUUUUAUCUACUUCAUCGUUUAUCCGUUCUUCGAAUAUAUCCGGGACCCCAAGGGUCUCCGGCGAUACCCCAACAUGACCCCCUUCUCUGGAAUGUCGGCAAUUCCCUUCAUGAUCCUCGCCUCGAGAGGUUUCCGCUCGAAAGAAUUGUCCGAAAUGCACAAGAAGCACCCUGUCAUCCGCACUGGCCCCAACACCCUGUCCUACGGUGAUGUCCGCGCUAUCAAGGAUAUCUAUGGUCACGGGACAAAGUGCAUCAAGGAUCCGUCCUACAUUGUCACUGCCGGGACGCACUACCACCUUGCCGAUGUGAUUGACAGGGCCGAGCACUCGCAGAAGCGAAAGGUGCUAUCGUCUGCAUAUGCGCUGAAGAACCUUGAGACUUGGGAGUACAAGGUCACUGAUAAGCUUGAGCGGCUGGUGGCACAUUUUGACAAGGUCUGCACGGCACCUGCUUCCGAGGCUGUGAUCAAGGGCAAGGUUGCUCCGGAUCCGCAGGAUAUCACUCUUGACUUCCGGGCGUGGACCAAUUUCUUCACGCUCGACGCGAUUGCCGAUAUUGGUCUGUCGGAGAAGCUGGGCUUCCUUGACACUGGCAGUGACGAGUGUAUUGCCGAAACCAAGGACGGGAAAACGUACAAGGUCAACCUGCGGGAUGCUCUGUAUCCCAAUGCGAUCAAGCAGUCUCUGAUCCUGUGGAACUACGACUGGUAUCCGAUCCUCAACAAAUUGGUCGAUGUCAUUCCAUACUUCCGUCGGCUGCAGGAGAAGGGAAAGCACUGGGACAACAUUGUCUGGCGCCGCUCGAUCGAACGCCUUCGCCGCUACGAGGCCGGUGAGAAGCUAGACGACUUCUUCCAGGCAACUAUGGAGGAUAAGAACGGCCGCCCCAACAACCUCGAAUGGGGCAAUGUUGUCUCCGAAGUGAACAUCAUGAUGAACGCCGGUAGCGUCACCACCGCUGUUGCAAUCGCCAAUGUCAUGUACCAGCUCCUCAAGAACCCGCACUGUCUGGCCAAGCUCCGCGAAGAGGUCGACUCCGUUCUGGACCCUGAUGAGGUGAUCGCCCCCUAUGACAAAGUCAAGCAUCUGCCCUACCUCCGUGCCUGUCUUGACGAAUCUAUGCGCAUUUUCCCCCCAACCUCGCACGGUCUCCCGCGCGAAACGCCCCCCGAAGGCCUGGAGAUCCUCGGCCAGUGGGUUCCGGGUAAGACCUCGGUCAGCAUGUCCGCCUACGUGGCGCACCACGACGAACGGGCGUUCCCCAACUCCAAGCAGUACAUCCCCGAGCGCUUCAUGGGCGAGCAGGGUAAGGCGGUGCAGCCGUACUUCGUGGCCUUCUCUGCUGGCGCGCGGUCGUGUAUUGGACGGAACAUUUCGUAUCUGGAACAGACUAAGGCCUUGGCGUCGUUGGUACAUCGGUAUGACUUUGCAUUGUCGCAUCCGGACUGGGAAUUGAAACGGUUGGAGUCGAUGAAUUUGAUUCUGGGAGAUAUGCCGGUGAAGAUCUGGAGGAGGGAGUUGGCCGCAUAG
Molecule: messenger RNA, 1584 nt
Organism: Aspergillus chevalieri
Lineage: Eukaryota; Fungi; Ascomycota; Eurotiomycetes; Eurotiales; Aspergillaceae
Product: cytochrome P450
Exons: 1
Coding region: 1-1584 (527 amino acids)
Molecular function (GO): iron ion binding; monooxygenase activity; heme binding
Source: RefSeq, a predicted model, not a curated record